Messenger RNA from Yamadazyma tenuis ATCC 10573, 1101 nucleotides. RefSeq names its product mitogen activated protein kinase. Gene Ontology annotation, molecular function: ATP binding; MAP kinase activity. Gene Ontology annotation, cellular component: cytoplasm; nucleus. Lineage: Eukaryota; Fungi; Ascomycota; Pichiomycetes; Serinales; Debaryomycetaceae. The record is from RefSeq and is a predicted model, not a curated record. Gene Ontology annotation, biological process: intracellular signal transduction; protein phosphorylation.
AUGACCAAGAAGCAACGUACCAUCACCUGUAAUAUUUCAUCACAGUUUCGGUUGCUGAAGGUCAUUGGAGAGGGUGCCUACGGCACUGUUUGCUCGGGAAUCCAUGUCGCGUCGGGCAGAAAGGUUGCAAUCAAGAAAAUCAACGCUUUCACUAACCCAUUGAUGUGUUUGCGGACCCUCCGGGAGGUGAUGCUCUUGAAGAAGUUCUGUGGGCAUGAGAACAUAGUGAGUUUGUACCAUGUCGAGGUUCCGCCCAGUAUCGACCAGUUCAACGAGGUGUACUUGGUACAAGAGUUUAUGCCCACAGACUUACACAGAGUGAUUUCUGGCCGUGUUUUGACCGACGACCACAUCCAGUACUUCACGUACCAGAUCUUGCGAGGACUUAAGGCCAUGCAUCUGGCCGGUGUGAUCCACCGGGAUUUGAAGCCGUCUAAUGUGUUGAUAGACGAUAACUGCGAUCUCAAGAUCUGUGAUUUGGGAUUGAGCAGACUACACCGACAGGACGGUGGAGACGGCUCCAUUUCCAGUAUGACCGAGUACGUGGCCACCCGGUGGUACCGUGCCCCUGAAAUCAUGCUUUCUCCCUCCCAUUACUCCAAAGCAGUCGACCUUUGGUCUGUCGGAUGUAUUUUGGGGGAGAUGCUCAUCGGAAAAGCCUUGUUUCCUGGUAAAGAUUACCGAGACCAGCUCCUCCAGAUCCUUAGAUUAUUGGGGAACCCCCUGAAACACUCAGAAGAUAUGAAACUUUUAACUUCCAAAAGAGCCAAACAGUAUCUCGAGUCUCUCCCCAAUUACGAGCGGUUGGACUUCAACUCGGUGUUUCAACAUCACCCACUCAGAAGUUUUCUGGGGGGAUCUUCUAUAAAUCCCUGGGCAAUUGACUUGCUUGAAAGGCUUUUGAUUUUCGAUCCGGCAAAACGGCUCACGGUGGAAGAAGCUAUUUGUCAUCCAUAUGUGGCAAUGUACCACGAUUAUGAAGAUGAGCCAGUGUGUAGUCCUAUUCUGGCGAUGGAGUUUGAUUUCGACAUGGAGAGGAGGCUGAGGUUGGACUUGCACGAAUUGAAGGUGCGGUUGUACGAUGUGAUUCGUGUGUGUUGA